GAAGCGUCGCGGGCUCCUGCGCGCUGUCUCCCCCGGCUCGGGAGCCCUAUGCCCGCCGCGCCACCAGCCGCCGCCUGUAGUCUCCAGCCCCGCGGCGCUUGCCGCAGUCGCCGGCAGCGGAUCACCCGCGAGCGCCCAGGUCUGGCCCGGCCCGGUCCGCGGCCUCCGGUACCCGGGAUCCCGCGGUGCCUCAGGGAGAAAGGAGACCUGCUUUCCGCCGCUGAGCUGCGCUCCUGCUCUUGGGCCACCCCAUUGCGACCCCCACGCGCGACAGCUCGUGAUCUAGCGUACUCACACGCCCACCCUCCUUAGAGAGACUGCUCCGGCCGGAAGGCGGGAGUUCGCCUCCUGCUCCCACCUCCCCAGCUGUGCCUCUGGGCAGGAGCUCCACCUCCAUUUUAUGGCAUCCCCGGUGGCUCUGUCCCAUCCCAAGGCUCUCAUCCAGCCCCAACCUAACUUUCAUUGACUGGGCGCAUCAGUACCCCUCCCCAAACUUCUUACCUGAGUACUCCAGGUGGCCCUGCCAUAGGAGGCGCCCCUACAAUCCCUCCCCGACCUCUUGUAAUUGCUGUUGGGUGACCUAAGAACCCCCUUUUGCCACCUACUCCACUGAGGUGCAGUUUUUAACCCAGUUGCCUUUCUCUUCCUUUGGCUUCACCCUGUAUCUGCAUUCACUAUAUCCCGUCCUGGUCCUCAACCCCAGUCCCCAUGGUUCCAGAGCCCGGCCCUGUCAACAGUAGCACCCCAGCCUGGGGCCCUGGGCCACCGCUUGCCCCAGGGGGCAGCGGUUGGGUGGCCGCCGCGCUGUGCGUGGUCAUUGUGCUGACGGCAGCCGCCAAUUCGCUGCUGAUCGUGCUCAUCUGUACGCAGCCCGCGCUGCGCAACACGUCUAAUUUCUUCCUGGUGUCGCUCUUCACGUCGGAUCUGAUGGUGGGGUUGGUGGUGAUGCCCCCAGCCAUGCUGAACGCGCUGUAUGGGCGCUGGGUGCUAGCUCGCGGCCUCUGUCUGCUUUGGACCGCCUUCGACGUGAUGUGCUGCAGCGCCUCCAUUCUCAACCUCUGCCUCAUCAGCCUGGACCGCUACCUGCUCAUCCUCUCGCCGCUGCGCUACAAGCUGCGCAUGACAGCCCCGCGUGCCCUGACGCUCAUCCUGGGUGCCUGGAGCCUCGCGGCGCUGGCCUCCUUCCUGCCCCUCUUGCUGGGUUGGCACGAACUGGGCAAAGCUCGAACACCUGCCCCCGGCCAAUGCCGCCUAUUGGCCAGCCUGCCUUAUGUCCUCGUGGCGUCCAGCGUCACCUUUUUCCUGCCUUCGGGUGCCAUCUGCUUCACCUACUGCAGGAUCCUGCUGGCUGCCCGCAAACAGGCGGUGCAAGUGGCCUCGCUCACCACGGGCACCGCUGGUCAGGCCUUGGAAACCUUGCAGGUGCCCAGGACACCACGCCCGGGGAUGGAGUCUGCUGACAGUAGGCGUCUGGCCACCAAGCAUAGCAGGAAGGCUUUGAAGGCCAGCCUGACCCUGGGCAUCCUGCUGGGCAUGUUCUUUGUCACCUGGCUGCCCUUCUUUGUGGCCAACAUAGCUCAGGCCGUGUGUGACUGCAUCUCCCCAGGCCUCUUUGACGUCCUCACAUGGCUGGGCUACUGCAAUAGCACCAUGAAUCCUAUCAUCUAUCCGCUCUUCAUGCGGGACUUCAAGAGGGCCCUGGGCAGGUUCCUGCCAUGCGUCCACUGUCCCCCGGAGCACCGGGCCAGCCCCGCCUCCCCUUCCAUGUGGACUUCUCACAGCGGUGCCAGACCAGGCCUCAGCCUGCAGCAGGUGCUGCCUCUGCCUCUGCCACCAAACUCAGAUUCAGACUCAGCUUCAGGGGGCACCUCAGGCCUGCAGCUCACAGCCCAGCUUCUGCUGCCCGGAGAAGCCACCCGGGACCCCCCGCCACCCACCAGGGCCACCACUGUGGUCAACUUCUUCGUCACAGACUCUGUGGAGCCUGAGAUACAGCAGCAUCCACUCAGUUCCCCCAUGAACUGACUAGGUCAAGAGCUGGCCGGCGGAGAGGGCCACAUUCCCAGAGAGCUCAGCCCACUCUCCCUAAGAGUGGGAGGUGGUAUGUCUCCUAAGACUGUGCUGAGCGUCAUGAGGUAUCCGCAGCUAGCCCCCAUCUUCUGCUGCAGGCUCCUUGACAGGAGGGGUGACCAGAAACACCUCUGUAGGGUACUCUGGUGUGAUGUUGCUUGCGGUUUGUAUAGUGUGUCUGGGGGUCUCAGAGCUGGGCCAUGUGGUUCAGGCCAGCAGAAAAACAAUCCAUCCUCAGCCCUUUCUCUCACGGUGGGUGGGAAGAAUGUAUCCAUCUAGACACCCCAGUUCCUGACUGGCCCAAUCCUGUUAUUCAAAGUCAAUCCUGUUAUUCCAAGUGCCAUCUAUGGGCUAUUGGGGUUCUCAUAUUCAAAGUGCCCACCCCUCUGCAGGUGUGGUGAAUCAACCUUGUACAUUUCCCAAGUAUACAUUUGAUGAACUUUCAGACCUGCCAACCCCUAGGCUGGGGGUUGCAACGCUAAAGAGCACCUUAGGCUGGAGGCCGGGCACCCAGAAAUACGACCCUGUCCUCAGCUGUAUACCGCAUUUCUGGGGCUUGGCAUGGGUCUCAAGGGAGAAUAGGAGUGAUAUUACCUUGUAAGACAAUGUGAAUGGUAUGUCCAGCACCUGUGAGGGGUCAUUGGGUGGUAAAUUCUGUUGCUUUAACCCUUGGUCAGCCAGGUUCUAGCUCUGGUGGAAGGCCAGCAAGUGUCCCUCCAUCCUUCCCCCAGCCUUCUCAUCUUCCCUCCCUCCCUCCCUCCCUCUCUCCCUCCCUCCCAUCUUUCCCCUUUUCCUCUUGUUUUGGUUUGUUCUAGACUCUCAAGUAACUCAUACUUCCCCAUGUGGCCAAGGAUGACCCUGAACUUGUAAUCUUCUUGCCUCUACCUUCCAGAUACUGGGGUCACAGGGAUGCGCCACACACCAGGUUAUGUGGUGCUGGGGGUGGAACUCAGGGCUUCAUGCAUUCUGGGAAAGCACUCUGCCAAUGGAGCUGUGUUCCCAGGGCCUCCCAGGUCAGCCUCACACAUACUAGGCAAGCGCUCUCCACUGGGCCACAUCUCAGUCUUAUUGUCUGUUCCAGCCAGAUUGGGCUCCCAGCCUUCUUGCUUUCUUGGGUGGAGACCGUACCACUCAGGGACUCUUUCCAGUCCCAUCCUGUCCUUCUGCCUCUAGAGGCCCAGGGGAUGGUGACAGAUUUUGUGCAACCUUAAGUGUGGGUUUCCUCCACACCAGCUUCCCCGAGAGGAAGCAGCUGAUGGAGGCACAACAACCCCUCAUCCUGCCUGCCCCGUUUGGUCCUCCCUAGGGUCACUGAAAGAAAGGACAGCUGCUUGGGUGGGCAGGGUACAGCUGAAGAGGGAUGAACGCCCCUGGCUUGGGGGUGGAGCCACAGACAGGCGGGUGGGCUCUGGUCUGGCAUGGGGCUUGCAUUUGUGGGUAAGGGCAGGGGACUCUUGGCUCCAUGCGUGGCCACACUGAAUUCUUCUUCAGCGUCAGGUCUUUCUUUGAGUACCAUCAACCCAGGCUCCCUGGCUCUCUCAGUGUGGCCAGGAGCUCUCCUUGGUGCUGACCAUGCUCAACUGGGCUCUGGUAGCAGGGCUCUGGUGCUUCCGGCUUUCUCCACCACUAGGCCUGCCUGAGGGACUCAAUAAACACAAGCUGAAGGA
Messenger RNA from Arvicanthis niloticus (Nile rat), 3737 nucleotides. The record is from RefSeq and is a predicted model, not a curated record. NCBI's taxonomy places the organism in Eukaryota, Metazoa, Chordata, Mammalia, Rodentia, Muridae.